AUGUCUUACGCGCUCAAUCAUUUGAAGCCCUACCAUCAGAACCUUCUAGCUCUACUCUGUUGGUGGCUUAUUGGUAUAACUUUUCCAAAAUAUUCGUAUAACUCUGCUCCGUUUGAAGCCGUUUACGAAGAAAAGGGGAAAAUUGUUGCUUUGUUGGUGUGGUGGCCUCAUUCAAACUCUAACUUAAGAUAUGAGGGUGGGGAAGUUUAUGCAUAUAGUGGUCAAGAUUUCAAUUAUUGGUCUUAUUUUGAAGCAUGUGAGUUAAUCAAGGGGAUUGACUCAAAGUUUGAUAUUGGGACUAUGAAAAUAUGGUGGAAACACGAUGGUGGAGAUGCUAGAUUUAUGGAUAGGGUUAGAGAGAAAAUGAAGAGAAAUAAAUGUGGUAAAGAGGUUGAUACUUCUAGAGAAUCAAGUGACGAGUCUAUGAAGGAUAUGCAUCUUGAGGAUAAUGAGAAGGAAAAGAUGAAUGAUUUUGAUGAAGGUGUUGAUGAAGGGCGACCUAGAGGUACACAUGUUGUUGAUGGUGAUGCAAGAAGUGAACCACUCAAUAAUGUCUUUAUUACACGAGGGAUGGAUAGGAAAUAUAUCACUGAGGAAGACUAUAUGAUUGAUGAACUUGAUAGUGGGGAAGAUGAUGCCAAUUGUGAUGAUAGGCCUAGUGUAAUUAGAUUCAACGAAGAAGUUGCUCUUAGUAAGGAUUUUACUUUCAAGGCUGGAUUGGAGUUUUCCUCAUUGAAACAGUUCAAAAAUGUCAUACUAAAGCAUGCAUACCCUUUAAAGGUUUAG
Vicia faba (fava bean) is the source of this 786-nucleotide messenger RNA. The record is from the annotation of a GenBank genome assembly. NCBI's taxonomy places the organism in Eukaryota, Viridiplantae, Streptophyta, Magnoliopsida, Fabales, Fabaceae.